UGAACCCUGCUUGUGGAGGUCCUGCCAUCCCCCCAACUGCCUCUAGCCCAUUGCAAUCCCUGCAAGCCACGGAGUAAAGGAACACCAAGACCCUGGGUCUACGUGAUGCAUUGACUGUUGCCAUCUUUUCUUCUUAGACUGAAAAUGGUGUUUGGUCUGUGCUGCCAGAGAGAGAGGCUAUACAAGUUCCUGUAUGUGGUACACAUCUUCAUUCUUGCAGGAGUGGUGUACUACUAUUUUCAGGGGUGUGUGGGGAAAACAGCCCCUGACCAUGAGAUUGCUGGGGAAUCAUCACAGCCCUUAGGGGAGACCUUAAGGCCAGUGUGGGGACUGAUGGAUAAAUGCUACCCUGUGACCACUCAGAGACACAGAGUCAAGAGUGGGGAGAAGCAAGACUCUGAGGCCAUGACCCCCAAGGCAACAGGAGGACCGAAUGAUGCUGCCCCCAAGGAGGAGACGGAUAGCUUAUCUUCGGAUGAGGGGGAGAUGAGGUCCCCAGGAGAGGAAGCAGGCAGCCCCAUUCCUUCCCCCAUUCCUGCUGGGAAGGAGGUAUCUGAGGAGGAGGAGGUGGCAGGGACCCCAGGCUGGGAGGAAAAUAAAAAGGUCCGAAAGGAGAUUGCUGCAUAUACUUCUGAGGCUUCUGAGGUGGACAUCAUGGAGGAAAGCCCUGGGGGCUGGGUCCCCCAGCUCCUGAGGAAGCUCUGGCUGGGCUGGUUCCCAGCCUCUGACAUCCCCAAGACUCAGAGCCACGAAUGACACAACAUCCAAUAAAUCCACAGUUGCUGCUUCUGCAGGCCUGGCUG
Molecule: messenger RNA, 803 nt
Organism: Balaenoptera acutorostrata (minke whale)
Lineage: Eukaryota; Metazoa; Chordata; Mammalia; Artiodactyla; Balaenopteridae
Exons: 8
Coding region: 145-756 (203 amino acids)
Source: RefSeq, a predicted model, not a curated record